Messenger RNA from Megalops cyprinoides (Indo-Pacific tarpon), 5138 nucleotides. RefSeq names its product B-cell CLL/lymphoma 9-like protein. Bases 488 to 5137 code for a protein of 1549 amino acids. The transcript has 8 exons. The record is from RefSeq and is a predicted model, not a curated record. NCBI's taxonomy places the organism in Eukaryota, Metazoa, Chordata, Actinopteri, Elopiformes, Megalopidae. Gene Ontology annotation, biological process: canonical Wnt signaling pathway; negative regulation of transforming growth factor beta receptor signaling pathway; positive regulation of transcription by RNA polymerase II. Gene Ontology annotation, cellular component: beta-catenin-TCF complex. Gene Ontology annotation, molecular function: transcription coactivator activity; beta-catenin binding.
UGUUGUGUAGCAAGAUAGCCUUCGUAGUGUGGUGGCUAUGGACUCCACUCUCCCUAAUAAGCAGACCGUGCGACCUGCCCUUCCCUGUCUCCGAUAGAGGAGUCAUGAGCCGCUUUCUUCGCGUCAGGGACUCGUCUUCCGUUUUGAGCUGUAGACACCAGCAUAGAAACACCGCCUUCUCUAUCACGACCAGACCGGCCAGCGUAGUAACGUUAGGGUAACUGGAAUAGUGGAUGCCUGGUGCUGGUUGUUAAAGCCCGGAAGAUCUCGCGUAGCGGCACCGGCAUUGAAGCUCGGAGCAGAGGCGACUUCGGGGCAUGUCUGCUGGCCGUCACUUUUUUGACAUCGGCCUCGUUUAGAUACAGCGGAAUGAGGGGUCUCUGUUGGCGGAGUGAACUUUGCUGACGACCACAGCAGAGCGCAGCGGAUUUUAUACACCCACAUCCCUGCUCCCCCCCCGCCCCUCUCUCUAGCCCCAGCCAGUCAAAUGCACCCGGAAAAUAAACUAACCAACCAUGGCAAGCAAGUGAUCAGCACCGCCCAAUCCCAGAUCCCCAAUGUGAACCAGCAGCAGCAGCAGGGCCCCACCUGCAACCUCGGGUCCAAGGGGGUGGGGGUGGGGAAUCAUGGGGCCAAGGUCAGUCAGAUCUCACCGGGAAACCCAGGGCUGAAGAGCAGCGGCCAAUCAAGCAGCAGCGUGGGGGGGCCGCUGAAAGGCAAGACCAAGCGGGAGAGGAGCGUUUCCAUGGAGCCGGGCGAGCCGCGAGACGCUCUCACCCCCGCUCUGGAGCCGGACGCCAAAGCAGAGGGCGUGAUGCGCAGCAAGCGCCGCUGUGUCCUGGAGAAGAAGCAGCCGUACACCGGGGACGAGUGGUGCUCCGGUGCGGACACAGAGGAAGACGAUGACAAGCCACCUGCUGCCUCCCACCGUCCAGGCCAGCCCCUCCCAGGACCCUCCACAGUUGGGUCCGUCAGUGAUUCAGCUGGUCCUGCGGUGGGGCGGAGCGUGGGACCCGGACUCCGCCCCGAGCUCGGCUCUGCACCCCGCCCCCCUCAGCAGGUGGUGUAUGUCUUCACCACCAGCCUAGCCAACCGUGCGGCUGAGGCAGUGAUCCACGGUCAAGCUGACUCCAUCCUGCUCUUUCACCAGCAGAAUGUCCCUCGCACCAAACUGGACCAGUGUGCCCUGGCUGGGAAGCUCCCUGGUCUGUCAGAGCAGCUGAGUGCCAGGAGCACCCCUCCAACUGGCACACCCAAAUCUCAGAGUGGCACUCCCCGGCCAGCAUCUGUGGGAGGGGGCGUGGGGGGACAUUUGCACCCGGGCGGGACCCCGUCUUCUACGGGGCACCCUGAGGAUGAGCCCCAGCAGGCUAGGCCGGGAGGGUCCUCCAACAGCAGCGGCGGGUUGGGACCCCAUCUGUCCGGGGCCGGAGGCUUGGCGGGAGGAGGGCGGCCCGGAGGUGAGGACGGGCCAGGUGUGCUGCCCCAAGCGGGGGCUGGCGUCUCCCCUUCCCUCAGCCCGGGGGCGGUGCCCACACAUCUGCUGGGUGAGCAGGGGCAGCAGGAGGGGCCGGGACCUGGGCACCCGGACGGUCUGUCCAAGGAGCAGCUGGCGCACAGAGAGCGCUCGCUGCAGACUCUGCGGGACAUCGAGAGGCUACUGCUGCGCAGCGGGGGCGGCGGGGGGCCGGGGGACCCGGGAGGGCCAGCCAGCGCCAACCCCAACGCCAGCGCCAACGGCAACAACAACAGCAACGGCAGUGUGCCCGGUGGCGGUGGUGGCCUCGAGAGUGGUGGUGGGCGGGGCUGUCACCCGGGCAACUGCAGCAGCAAUAACGGCAGCCUGCCCCCCGGCGCCCUGGCUCCUCCGGGGCCGCUGAAGAAGUACGAGGAGCCGCUGCAGUCCAUCAUUUCUCAGACUCAUAGCCUGGGCGGGCCGGGCCUGGACGACCCCCAGAUGGGGCCCCACCAUGGCCUGCCACCCCUCCACAACCCCUCCCACCCGCACCACCACCUCUCCUCGCCCUCCGGCAUGGACAUGGGGCCCUUGCUGGGGCCCGACGGGCUGACCCCCGAGCAGAUGGCCUGGAGGAAGCUGCAGGAGGAGUACUACCAGGAGAAGCGGCGGCAGCAGGAGAUGCACUCCCACCACCACAGGAUGGUGCCUGAGAUGGGCAUGGGAGGGGGGCCGCCCCUCAUGAUGCGGGGGCCUCCGCCGCCCUAUCACAGCAAACCGGGCGAGCCGCAGUGGCCACCUGGGCCCAUGAUGGGCGGGAACGGGCGCUUGAUGGACAUGCACCAGGAGGGACCCAGGGGCCCGCGGUUCCUUGGGCAGAUGCAGAGAGGGCAUCCUGGCGGCGGUGGAGCAGGUGGCUACCCCAUCAACCCAGGAGGCGGGAUGCCCAUGGAGGCCAUGGGACACCAGAGGCCUCCCAGACCAGGGAUGGGCUGGCAGGACGACAUGCCCCCCAACAUGGGAGGAGGGGGGCCGUUUCAAGGGUGCUACCCCCCCGGCGGACCUCCCCAGCACCUGCAGGGUGACCCCGAACGCCUCCUGCCCCCUCAGACACGGGAGGAGAUAUUCCGCAUGCUGGAGAAGCGGCAGCUCCAGGGGCUGCACAGGCUGGAGAUGGAACGGCUGGCCAAGCAGCAGCAGGGUGGCCCCAGGUUAAUGGACAACCCUGGGGGGGUGGGCGGCUUUCCCAAUUCUGGGAUGGGCGGGGGCCCCCCGUCGCGGGGCGACCCCAUGGACUUCCCCGGCUCCCGGGGGAUGAUGGGCUCUCCUAUUGGUGCGGCCGGUGGACCGGGGGGGCCCCCAGCUAGGGACAUGGUGGACAGUGUGAACAUGAACCUGAACCUGCCAAUGAAUGCCCAGCAGCAGCAGCACAUGAUGCUGGGGCAGAAGCCAGGAGGAGGGCCGGGCGACGGGGUAGGGGAGCUGCUGAGCCCUGAGGAGAUCUCUCGAGUCAGGGCAGCGCAGAAUGGUGGCAGCCGGGGGAUGCUUGGCAAUAAAAAUAUGAUCCCAGGAGGAGGGGGCCCUCUUCCCUUCCCCAAUCAGGGCUCGUACCCAGGCGGUCACGCAGGAGACGAGUACCUCCCUACGGAGCCCGGUCCGGACAUGUUCGGUGCAGAGCAGCAGGGACCCUCUCCGAUGGGCGGGACCCCCAGGCUCAGCCACAUGCCCAUGAACUCCGGGCCAAGGGGCGCAGACCUUGGCUCACGUUGUUCCUCUGACCUGUCCAUCAACAUGAACCCCAUGGGGUCCCCAGGUCUUCCGCCCCCCCACCCGCUCAAGUCUCCGACCCUCAGCCAGGCGCCAUCCCCACUCAUGCCCUCCCCCUCUGCCCCGAGCCUCAAAUCCCCGCAGAUCCCCCCAACAGGCCCCCCGCCUCCCCUCCCCCCCGCCACCACAGGCGCUGGAACCCCAUCCUCCUCCAUCAAGUCUCCCCAAGUGAUGGGUCCUUCCUCUCUGGGGUUGCACUCUCCCUCUGGUUCUCCUGGAAGGCUCAAAUCCCCGGCUAUGCCCACUGCUUCCCCUGGCUGGACGGCAUCUCCGAAAACCACCCUGCCGAGUCCAGGUGGGCCGGGCGGUGUCAAGGGAGUCGGUAAUGGGGGAAGCAGCUCUACUGAUACAGGCCCCUCACUGCCACCUCGCAGUACCAACUCAACUCCCAUCAGCCAGCCUGGCUCCAUGAAUCCCGGCAUGCCGUUCACCUCAUCUCCAGAUGCUCCUCCUUCCCAGAAUCCUCUGUCUCUUAUCAUGUCCCAGAUGUCUAAGUAUGCCAUGCCCAGCUCCACUCCGCUGUACCAUGAUGCGAUUAAGACCAUCGCCACCUCUGAUGACGAGAUGCUGCCGGAUCGUCCUUUAAUGCCCGGAGUCAACAUGGCAGGAAACAAUGGAAACCAUCAGUCCUCCCAAAUGCUCCUCACACCUCAAAACUCCAUGGGCCCUCACAGUGGGUCACAGAGCCCCAUGGGGAUGGUCCUCCAUGGCCAGCCACAGCUAUCCCACGAUCCCUCUGGACCCAUGUUGCAUUCCCCGAACCCCAUGGGCAUGCCCGGCAUGAACUCGGCAAUGAUGGGAGUCGGAGGCCCACCGGAUGGAAUGGGACCCUGCAACAUCUCCCCGAUGCUUCCUCAAAACCAGAUGGGCGCCUUCCCCCGAAUGCAGCCGCCCCCCCACGGACCGCUGCACUCCCCCAGCCCCGGGAUGCCCCAGCAGUUCCACCCGCCCCCGGACGACGUCAUUCCCCAUCACCAGCUGCACCUUCUCGCCAAGGGCCUGCCCCACCAGCGCUCCUCGCACCCUCCAGACUCCUUCCCCCCCAUGCCCAUGGGCGACGGGCCGGACCUGAGCGAGGUGAUCCGACCCACGCCCACGGGCAUCCCGGAGUUCGACCUGUCCCGGAUCAUCCCCUCUGACAAGCCCAGCAGCACCCUGCAGUACUUCCCCAAGAGCGAGGCCCAGCAGAACCCUCACCAGGGGCAGCCGCCCCCGCCGCCAUCCCACCAGCCCCCCCCUCCCCACCUCCUCAAGCAGCACCCCUCCUCGGGCCCGCCCAACAGCAAUGCCCCCUCCUCCAACCCGCACAUCGCCAACCUGCAGAACAUGAUGGCGGAGCAGCAGCUGCCCCCUCCCCAGCACCCCUCGCACAUGGACAUGCGCUCCGGCCUGGGCAUGCCGCAGGGGCCGCUGAGGGGCCAGGUGGGAGCGGGGAGGAUGGGCCCCAUGUGCCACCCGGGGCACAUGAUGGGCAGGACAGGCAUGGUGCCCCACAGUUCCCUGCAGCAGCAGCAGCAGCAGCACCUCCAUCAGCAGCAGCAGGCCAUGAUGGCCAACAGCCUGCUGCACCACCCCUCGCACCCGCACCCCGCCAUGAUGUCGCCUCAGCAGCACCCGCAGAACCUGAUGACCCAGCAGGGCCUGAUGAUGAUGCAGGCCAAGCAGCGCGGCAUGCCUGUCCACGGGGACCCCUAUGGCCAGCAGGGGCCCCUCAUGUCCCCUCAGGGGCCCAUGAUGGGGCCCCCGCACCCGCAAUCAGGCAUGAUGGGACCCCAGGCCUUCAGACAGCGGGGCAUGGCUCUAGACGGUCCCUUGCGUUAUGGGCCUGGGAGCAUGGCCAACAUGCCCUUCUGAA